Molecule: messenger RNA, 1821 nt
Organism: Lactuca sativa (garden lettuce)
Lineage: Eukaryota; Viridiplantae; Streptophyta; Magnoliopsida; Asterales; Asteraceae
Molecular function (GO): zinc ion binding; nucleic acid binding
Source: RefSeq, a predicted model, not a curated record
AUGGCCAAGUUUGGUAUCCAAGUUAGUAUGGGGCAAUGUAGAAGAGCAAAGAAGUAUGCACUGAAACUUGUUGAAGGAAACCUUGUUGAACAUUAUGGUAAGCUAUGGUUAUAUGGUCAUGAGAUUUUAAGGACAAAUCAUGGGUCAACUGUGAAACUAGAUAUGGAGGAUGGGCCAGAUGGAAAGAAAUAUUUUAGCAAGUUCUAUUGUUGUUUUCAAGGAGUUAAACAAGGUUGGAUUGAAGGGUGUAGAAGGGUAAUUGGUCUUGAUGGAUGUUUUCUUAAAGGUGUUUGUAAGGGAGAAUUGCUUUGUGCUAUUGGGAGGGAUGCAAAUGACAAGAUAUAUCCUAUUGCUUGGGCAGUGGUUAAUGUGGAGAACAAGCAGAAUUGGAAGUGGUUUCUAGAGCUUCUCAUUGAUGAUCUACACUUGAAUUUAGGCAAUGGUGUCAGUUUAAUGUCAGACCAACAUAAGGGUUUGAUAGAGGCUGUUAAAGAGUUGUUGCCAUAUGUAGAGCACAGGCAGUGUGCUAGACAUAUUUGCCAGAAUUUACAGAAGAGAUUUACUAGUGCCAUAUAUCAUACCUUGUUUUGGAGAGCAUCUAAAGCCACAACUGAGCAUGCUUUUAAAUUUGUGAUGAAAGAAAUUGAGACAUUGAACCCAAAUGUCCAUCAAUAUCUCAUGGAGAAAUAUCCUAAAACAUGGUCUAGAGCUUUCUUUCAAACUGGAAGGUGUUGUGAUGCAGUUGAAAAUGGGUUCUCAGAAAGUUUUAAUGUUGUAAUAGUAGAUGCUAGGAAGAAGCCCAUAAUAACCAUGUUAGAGGAGAUAAGAUUAUACAUGAUGGACAGAAUCUACAACAUGAAAUUAAAGGGACAACAAUGGGGAAAUCGUAUUUGUCCAGAGAUAAGGGAUAAGGUGAAUUUGCUUAAAAAAGCUCAAAGGCAUUAUCAGGUACUACCAAGUGGAUUAAACCAGUUUGAGGUAAGGGGAGCAAUAGAUGCAUAUGAGGUGGACUUAGAAAGAAAAACAUGCUCAUGUAGGUUGUGGCAAUUGAAUGGAUAUGGAUGUGCUCAUUCUGUAGCUAGCAUAUCCUUUCUUAAUAGGGAUGUAGAAGCCUAUGUAGACAACAUGUUUAGCACAACCACAUUUAGAAAGGCAUACAAUUACAGAAUUGCUCCCAUGAAUAGCAGUGACAUGUGGCCAGAGACAAACUAUACUCCACCAUUGCCUCCUAUUAAUAGAAGGAUGCCUGGUAGGCCAACUACUAAGAGGAAGAAAUCCACUACUGAGAAUACAGGAACACACAGGGUUUCUAAGGCUGGAAAGAAAAUCAGAUGUAGUAUUUGCAAGGAGAUAGGUCACAACAAGGCCACUUGUCCACAGAGAAGGCCCCAAAAGUUAAAUGUGAAGAAACAGAAGAAACAAAAAGUAUGUGUGAACCAAAAUGCAGGACAGGGUAGUACAAGUGAACCACAACAACAUGAAGAGGUUGAAAUGACUCCAAUUGAGAUGGAUACUACUCAAAAUGAUAUGCAAGUUGCUCCUACUGAUGUUGAAUCUAGUAGUGCAUGGGAUUUUAGUCAUUAUAUGCAAUUUACUCCACCUAGAUGUUAUGAAGGUGAUGAGGGUGUUAUGGAUGAGGAAGCUGAUGUGGUUGAGGAAGUUGUUGUGGUUGAGCAAGUUGUUCAAGAUGAGGAGGCUGAGGAGGUUGAUCCUGUUAUCCAAGUUGAUAAUGUAAAUGUUCAGGAGGUUGAUGAGGUUAAUCCUAAUGCCCAAGUGGAUAAUGGUAAUGUUCAGGAGGUUGCUCCUGUUAACCAAGUUUAG